AUGCCCAGAAACAGAAGUGAUGCGGCAGUGGAGGAUGUUUCAGUAGAAAUUGAUGAGGAAGAAAGUGAAGAUGAACGCAAAGGCAGGAGAGGGAAUAGGAAGCCAGCCAAUGGAAGGGCAGCUAGAGGCAGAAAAACCGUGGAUGAGGAGGACGAGGAUGAGGAUGAGGAAGACGCUCCUAAAAGAAGAAGAGGGGGAAACAAGAAGAAGCCAACAAAAGCCCAGGAUAGUGAAGGUGAAAGUGAAGAAGAGGCUCCAAAAAAACAAAGGGGAGGAAACAGGAAGAGAGGUGGUAAAGUGCAGGAUAGUGAGGAAAGUGAGGAAGAGAAAGGAAAGAAGGGAAACAAGAAGGGAGCCAAUAAGAAAGAGAAAGAGGAGCAGAACAACAAGGAGAAGAAAGGAGAUGCCAAAGGAAAGGGAAAGAAGAAUGAUGAUAAAGACAAGAAUACAAAAAAGAAGAAAAAAGACAGCUCAUCAGACUCAGACUCGAAUGCAGACUCGGAGUCAGACCAGUCCAUGUCAGAGGGCGAGAUGGCACGACUCAUGGAGGAGGUUGAGGAGAAGAAAAAGCUCAUCGCCAAUAUCAGGAACAAGCCAUGGCGGAUGAAGAGGAGGCUAGAACAUCUCAAAGAUGCGCAGCAGUUUGUGGACAAGUUUGAAGGUGCCCUGGGCAAAGGGAAAGGGCGUAAGCUGUAUGCCUACAAAGUGAUGAUGACCAAGAAAUGGAUCAAGUUUCAAAGAGAUUUUGAAAAUUUCAAGACAGCGUGCAUACCUUGGGAACGGAAAAUAAAAGAAGUUGAGAGUCACUUUGGAUCUUCUGUAGCGUCAUACUUCAUAUUUCUGCGCUGGAUGUAUGGAAUGAAUUUAGUCCUCUUUGGCCUUACGUUUGGGUUAGUUGUGAUCCCUGAGCUCUUGAUGGGCUUGCCCUAUGGAACAAUUCCCAGGAAGACCGUGCCGAGAGCAGAGCAGGACACAGCUAUGGAUUACUCAGUGCUCAUGGACUUCAAUGGUUACUGUAAGUACUCUGUGCUCUUCUACGGCUACUAUAACAGCCAGAGAACCAUCGGCUUUUUGAAGUUUAGGCUGCCCUUGUCGUACCUCAUGGUUGGAUUGGGCACCUUUGGCUACAGUCUUAUGGUUGUCAUACGAACGAUGGCCAGAAAUGCCGACGUAGGGGGUGGAGACGGAGAAGAUGGAGAGUUCACCUUUGCCUGGAAAAUGUUCACCAGCUGGGAUUACCUCAUUGGCAAUUCUGAGACAGCAGACAACAAGUAUGCAUCCAUCACCACUAGUUUCAAGGAGUCCAUUGUAGAUGAGCAGGAAAACCAGAAGGAUGAGAACAUCCACCUAAGGAGGUUCUUGCGUGUUUUGGCCAACGUGAUGAUCAUCUGCAGCUUGGGUGGAAGCGGGUAUCUCAUCUACUUUGUGGUGAAGAGGUCCCAAGAUUUUGCCACCAGGGAUGACUUGAGCUGGUACGAGAAGAAUGAGGUGGAGAUAGUGAUGUCCCUGCUGGGCCUGGUGUGCCCGCCCCUCUUUGAGACAAUCGCCGAGCUGGAGGACUAUCAUCCCCGCAUCGCCCUCAAAUGGCAGCUGGGUCGCAUCUUCGCACUCUUCCUGGGAAACCUCUACACCUUCCUAUUUGCCUUGUUUGAUGAAGUCAAUGCAAAGCUGGAAGAGGAGGACUCCAUUAAAAAUGCCACCAUCUGGGCAAUGAAGGAGUACUAUGCUAAUUUCACAGCCUACAACAACGACAGCAGUGCAACCGCUCCUCCCAUCAAUCCUGCUGAUAUCAUCCGAGGGCCUUGCUGGGAGACCACUGUGGGCAUUGAAUUUGUUAAACUCACUGUUUCGGACAUCCAAGUGACGUAUCUUACCAUCCUGAUUGGUGACUUCCUGCGUGCUGUGAUUGUGAGAUUUCUGAACUACUGCUGGUGCUGGGACCUGGAGGCGGGCUUUCCCUCCUAUGCAGAGUUUGACAUCAGCGGCAAUGUGCUUGGUCUGGUCUUCAACCAGGGCAUGAUUUGCCUGGCUAUUUACUACCUGAACUCUGUCUCAGAAGCGUACAUAAACUCCAACAACGAACUGAAGAAGAAGAUGCAGAUGCAAAGAGAUGAGGAGAAAAAUCGCAGAAAUAACACAAAUAGCACUAAUCAAGUGAUGAAAGAUCUAGAAGACCUGCUUCCCAACCGCUCUCUAGCACCCAAAGCACCUGCAGAGAGCAACAACGAUCAGGGUGGUAAACCUGCCAAGGUUACAGGAAAGCCUGGGACGGCAGCCACUGGUGUCAACCUUCAGAAGGAUGUGUCCCUGGCGAGCCCCAACCCCCGCAUUGCAGUUACACACCCCCCAGGACCCCGGGGACCAGGGCCCCUACCUGGGGCAGAAACUAGCCGGAGCCGUGGGCGGACACAGCCCUCCAGGAACUAA
Molecule: messenger RNA, 2427 nt
Organism: Paramormyrops kingsleyae
Lineage: Eukaryota; Metazoa; Chordata; Actinopteri; Osteoglossiformes; Mormyridae
Source: RefSeq, a predicted model, not a curated record